AUGGCAAUUCGGUUUCCCCCUCCGCCCUGCCCACCUCCUCGUUAUCCGCCACCAUCACCACCUUCUAAGCAACGGGUGCAACCCUCCACAGAGAAAUCCUUACUGAGAGACUUUUGUCUAUCUACCCUAACGGCAUCCCCAAACGCCUUGAUCAAUCCCUACGACAUCGAACUCCACGCUAUCAACUUCGAGAAUAUCAUCGACGCGCACACUGACCCCGAGUCAGUCGUGGAUACUGAUGACGAGGGAUGGCUCGCUAGUCACAAACAAGCACAUCAACGCGCUAUUGCACAAUAUGCGAUGACUGCAAUAACUACAGUACCCCUUUCUCAACGACACUUCCGUACGAAUGUCGACCCGAUGCAUAUUACCAAGGGUAUCGAGACUUCUGAAGAAAGCCCUGCAGUUCCUGGUCCUGGUGGUAUAAUUAACGGCGCUACUACUAAGAACCACCCGCCUAAGGCUACCUUGUUGAAGCGUUGUGGUAGAGCGCUUUAUAGGAAACGUAGCUUCUGGCUGAAGGAGUCCCAGGAGAGUUAA
Xylaria bambusicola is the source of this 540-nucleotide messenger RNA. RefSeq lists its product as uncharacterized. Lineage: Eukaryota; Fungi; Ascomycota; Sordariomycetes; Xylariales; Xylariaceae. The coding region runs from base 1 to 540 and encodes 179 amino acids. The record is from RefSeq and is a predicted model, not a curated record. The transcript is spliced from 2 exons.